Messenger RNA from Mucor mucedo, 2877 nucleotides. RefSeq lists its product as uncharacterized. The transcript is spliced from 16 exons. NCBI's taxonomy places the organism in Eukaryota, Fungi, Mucoromycota, Mucoromycetes, Mucorales, Mucoraceae. Gene Ontology annotation, molecular function: lipid binding. The coding region runs from base 1 to 2877 and encodes 958 amino acids. The record is from RefSeq and is a predicted model, not a curated record.
AUGCAAAACUUGCAGUCAGAAAAGGAUCCUACAUCUUCUGUCCCUUUUAAUUUCAACAAAUUUUCAGCGCCCAAAAAAUGCUUUAAAUUAAAUUAUCAACAACCUCUUGGACUGAAUGCUCCGAGUAUUUUGGUAGCUGGAUUAGAGGACGUAGGAGUCAAAUACUUGAUUAUGAGUGCACUGCUGUGUCUCUACCUCGGUCAAGUGGGAUAUGGUAUACUUUCUCUUUUGAUGACUAGCAUGACAGGUAUCGCAGCGUUUUAUAUGCUCUCUCGAUCGGUUUUGGAUAGCUUGAAUUGGCAAAUUGAGAAAAUUGAUGGUGCAAAUAUUUUGUCUAAAAGGAGACACGGUGAAAGUAUGGAAUGGUUUAAUUGCUUUGUGGAGAAAAUUUGGAGAUCGAUUGAUCCUCAAGUAUUUGCAGUUGUGGAGGAUAUUUUGGAAGAUACGAUAUCGAGAGUUGCUCCUACUAAAAUUAUCAGAGCUGUUAAAGUUGGUGAUUUUGAUUUAGGAGUUCAGUCCCCUCGUAUUGAAAAAAUGAACAUAUUUCCUCCCACUCCUGACCAGCCUACCAAUUGCAUUUUUGGCGAGGCAGAAUUUACUUUAGGCGUAGACCCAAACAAUACGACGGUUACUACUUUCAAGCCACAUGUAGCCACACCUCCGGGGUUUUCCAUAUGCUUCAAAUCAGUACUGAAUGCUAGUGCCGAAAUUCGAGGUGAACUAACAAAGUUGUCUGGAAAGAUUAGGUUUAAACUUAUGACUGCACCUGAACCUCCAUUUGUUUCCAAGGUGACAAUAUCUUUUAUAAGAGCUCCCGAAAUCGAAACUGCUGUCAUGCCAAUCACAAAAAAGCUGAAUAUAAUGAGACUUCCAAUGUUAAAGACUCUGGUAAACCAAGGUGUGAAAUUAGGUUUUGCCAGUUUAGUAGAGCCGAACAGUAUCAGUGUUGAUAUCAAGCCCAUGAUGAUUGGUGCAUUGAUCGAUACAAACGCUAUAGGUGUGGUAAAAUUGGAAGUUCGACAAACAAGACGGAAACAUGCGAUGGGAGGAGAACCUGAAAAUUCUUUUGUGACAUUCUCUCUAAGUGACAGAAAAACGAGCAAUAUUAAAAGCACUCGGGUUUUAUCUAGCACAUCGCAUCCUCUUUGGAAUGAAAAUCUUUACCAGUUGGUGACUAUCGAGGACAUCAAAAAUGAAGUUUAUAUGAAUGUAAAGGUAUGGGAGGCCGACAAGGUCAAAGCAGACACCCUUACAGGAUCGAUUUCCGCCUCGGUAAAAGAUAUCGUGCUUGCAAGAUUGGACGAAUAUGAAAAUGUGUCGAGCUGGUGCACUGAAGAAAGAGUCAUAUUUGAUGGAUGGGCUCCAAUUGAUGGAAAGUCUGAAAGAGAAUCUCAGUUUCUUCUUAAUUUUAAGUUGACAUUCCAUCCCAAAUACGUGACACCUAUUCCUUCUGCACAUGACCAUGCAAAGACUGAAAAAGCAAAGAGAGAAAAGGCUAAAAAAAAGAAACAAGAAAAAGAAAAGAAGCAACGGGAGAAGGAGGAAAAAAAGAAACAGAAGGAACACCGAAAGGGGAGUAUUUUAUCCAUUAAAAUCGUUAAAGCAAAAGAUCUCGAAAUUUUGGAUCCAGAAGUUAUUUCUUUCAAGAAAAGACGGCACCCAUACAAGUUACAAAAAGCCGUCAGUCCAUAUGCUGUCAUCUAUAUUAAUGAUACUAAAGUUUUCAGAACCAGAUCCAAGAUGUGUACUUCUAAUCCAAAUUGGAAUGCUGUGUCUGAAUGCUUCAUUAAGAAUUAUGCGACUGGAUUUAUAAGAAUAAGUGUCAAAACGUCUAUAGAUUUGGAAGAUGAUCCAGUUAUUGGGACAUCCAUUAUCAAAAUUAGCGAUCUGUUCCACGACAAGUCUAAAAAGUCAAAAGAGUCAGAAAGAUGGAUUUCUCUUUCCGAUGGUAUUGGCUACGGAAGAGUUUUUCUCGAUUUAAAAUAUAAACCUGUAAAGCUUGUGCUUCCCCGAGAAUUAAGUGGUGCAGAUGUAGGAACUUUGGUUAUAGACAGUGUUCAACUUGAUAUGAAGGCUCCUAUGAAUCUUUCAAAGAUCCAUUCAACAAAUGCCAGUUUUAUAAUUAAUGUAGAGCCAGAAAUUACAAGAGAACUAAAAUACAAUCUUUUGGAAAGUCAUGGAAAGAAAACUGGGUGGUUCAAAAACAACUUGUAUUUCCCUCUUAUGAUGCGAUAUAGAUCAGCACUUUAUGUUCAUUUAUCACAACGCCACAACGACCGCAAGGUGACUGCAUGUUUAUGGAUGAAAGAAAUAUACGAUAACGACUGGCAAGAGGUGACUAUUGGUUUACGUCCUUUCACAGAUGGACCUGCAGCAGAUGAACUUCCUUGGGGUAGUGAUGGACCCUGUGGCAAGAUUACUCUACGUCUCAAAUUCGUUCCUGGAUUUUCUCCAGCGCAUACCGAGCUACCCGAAUUCACCACAGAUAUGCUUGGAGCAGAUCCAUUCCAAAACGAUAUUACGCGUGAUAAAGCGCAUUUACUUGUACGACAAGAAGGAACUGAAAACUAUGCUGCAGAAGACGAUCUACAGCGAAUAUGCCUUCUGAAACGGGAAAAAAGAGAGCAUCAAGAGGGUCCGUUAGAUAAUUCGACAGAAUUGGACACGGAUAACAAUCUGAAUGAUCAUGUAGAAAUUCAGACAACGGGUUAUUUGGAAGCAAUGGAAGAAGAUUUAGAAAACUCCAAGAUAAGCAAGUACAGCCUCAUGCGAAAGUUGAAUAAAGGAAGAGACCGAUUCGUCAAGAAAUUUAAAACUUUAAGUCAAGGCUACAAUUCGCAGACCCGAGCAAACAAAGCCAUUGUAGAAGAAGCAUAA